Molecule: messenger RNA, 1509 nt
Organism: Tetranychus urticae (two-spotted spider mite)
Lineage: Eukaryota; Metazoa; Arthropoda; Arachnida; Trombidiformes; Tetranychidae
Source: RefSeq, a predicted model, not a curated record
AUCUUUCCAAUCCAUCGAUUUGUUAUUUGAAUAGGUUGACGUUGAUAACUUACAGAGAUAUUAAAGAAUAUCCAUUUUACUUAUCUUAGUGAAUUUUGGUUCUGGUUGCGUUAACCACGGGUAUAAUGUCAACGGGCGAGCUUGAUCGUUACAUUUUUUCUCUUGAAGGUUAUCUGCGUAAAGUUGAUUCUCUAAAACAAUUACCAAGGAGUACAUUGUGUAACUCAUUAUUGCCUAAUUUCGGUAACUUUGGAUCCAUCUUUUUGGCCAACUAUACCUGUCCACAAGCUUCAAGAGGACUCGAAAUUAUUAUAAAGCUCAUUUUUUAUGCCAAAGAAAGCAAAGCCGUUGAGGAAGCUGACUGUCCAUCAUUGAAUGAUUUUAUCAGCCAGCUGCAAGAUCAGAUUAUUUGUGGAAAAAUAUUACCAUUAAGUGAUUUUGAGACUCAAAAAUUAACCUACUUACUGCCUAAAUAUCGCAACACCCAAGUGCUGAAAUUAAUCAAGGACUGUCUAAAGAAUCCUGUAUCUGUAAAUAUUGAUGACUGCAUUCAACGGAGCAGUUUAGUUGAAGACUGUGGUAAACUUAACCUGCUGUUUUUUCCCAUCAUCUUGACAUUUUGUGACAUUCUUUCACAAACUAAUGGACACUGGUUUAUUGGUAAAAUUAUUGGCAGUUUUAAAAGGAUUGUAAUCACUCGUGUCAAUGGUAAUAUCAUCAAACUGUUUCCAUCUCAUCUACACCCAUUUCUAUCUCAUCUAGAGAUUUUGGAUCAACAAUUAUCCCCACACACUAUUUGCUCAUCGGUAGUUCCAUAUCAAGCUGCUGAAAAACUCUGUCGCAACUUUAACAAAUCACAAUCUCUUGGAAUUUGCAAAUGGUAUGAAAUAGUCGCCUUAUUGAUUUUAUACCCGAUGGUUGCAGAUUUUUUGGUAUCACAUAGAUGAGAAUGGAUCAAACAACCACAAAAUUGAAGUCAAAAUCUGGGGUUUUCAAGUGGACUUCUUCAAUCUACAAUCGAUUAUUUCCAGCUAGCAAUAGGCCCUUGUUUGUGUUGUCAUUAACCGCAACCGGUUUGAUUAUGGUGGCUAGCUAUAAGAUAGUUGAGAAUUACUUUAUCACUACUAACCCAUUGUACGUUACAGGAGUAAAAUAUUUACACAAUAAUGAAAUCGUAAGAGACGUCAUUGGCCAUCCAAUCAAACUGAAAACAGUGAAAAAUCUAUUAAAAAUAAAAGAAAACAUCAGAUCGCAGGAUAAAAUUGUUAUGACUGUUGAUUUUAAAGGAAAGUUAAAUAGUGGUAUAUUGACAAUUUAUGGACGCAAAAAUGACAGUAAUGAAUGGGAAUUGAAAAAAGUGGAAGUUAAAUUAAAGCAAGAAUACUAUUAUAAAAAUUUCAUACUUUUUAGAAAUGAAUCUUCUGAGGAAGCAAAUACUUUUGUAGAAGUUCUAUGAUAAACAUGUAUUUAUAUUAAUAAAAUUAAUAAAUGUUCAUUUCAGUUGUAAAA